This is a messenger RNA of Scheffersomyces amazonensis, 360 nucleotides long. RefSeq names its product thioredoxin family protein. The transcript has a single exon. Gene Ontology annotation, molecular function: protein-disulfide reductase activity. NCBI's taxonomy places the organism in Eukaryota, Fungi, Ascomycota, Pichiomycetes, Serinales, Debaryomycetaceae. Bases 1 to 360 code for a protein of 119 amino acids. Gene Ontology annotation, cellular component: cytosol. The record is from RefSeq and is a predicted model, not a curated record.
AUGUCAACGGCUGCUACACCUCCUAGUAAGAUUCAAGAGAUUAAAAGUUUAGCUCAAUUUAAUGAAUUUAUUAAAUCUGAUAAAGUUACUGUGAUUGAUUUCUACGCCACUUGGUGUGGACCAUGUAAAGCUAUUGAACCAGUAAUUGAUGCAUUAGCAGAAAGAGUUCCUGAAGUUGGCUUUGGAAGAGUCGAUGUUGAUCAAGCUCAAGAUAUUGCUCAAGAAUAUGGUGUCACAGCUAUGCCCACUAUUUUUUAUUUCCAGAAUGGGGAAAAAUUGAAUUAUGUUGUUGGAGCAAAUUUACAAAAAAUCGUACAACUUGUACAAGAAUAUAGUAAGGUAGAUAUAUCUAGCAGAUAA